Messenger RNA from Labeo rohita (rohu), 2676 nucleotides. It is a transcript of the gene zc3h10, whose product is annotated as zinc finger CCCH-type containing 10. The record is from RefSeq and is a predicted model, not a curated record. The transcript has 3 exons. Bases 300 to 1937 code for a protein of 545 amino acids. Lineage: Eukaryota; Metazoa; Chordata; Actinopteri; Cypriniformes; Cyprinidae. Gene Ontology annotation, molecular function: metal ion binding.
CAAGAAAAGCGGAAGUUGUUGUUGAUGGACCAACUUGUGAUCUAAUGUAAGCAUUCUCACGGCCAAUUUAUACUUAAUGUGUUUAAUUAGUAGUGUGGUACAAAUACAGUGUCUUUAAUCUCGCCGAUACGACUAACGUUAGUUGUGUACACUGGGUGCCCGUGUGGAUCUGUGAUCUGCAUCCGUCUACAGUCUGAGCUUUUCUCCUUCUCGCACUAUUACUCUGAACACUUGUACGACCCCAUCUCUCUCCGUCUCCCACAUGAGCGCAGCAUUCUAUUCCCGCCGGGCCGAGCGCCAUGCCUGACCGGGAUAGCACCUACCUGGCAGGUGGCGGUGGGGGUGGCAGUGGGACCGGAGUGGGCACUGGGGUCGGGGACGAGGGAGGGGCCGGGACAGGUGGAGAGGGUAGAGUGUCUGGGGCUGGCGGGUCAGCGGGCUGCGCGGGGGGUAACGGAGGUCCCGGGGCCAUGGGAGGCGGCGGAGCGUUAGGAAACGGUGCCUUUGGCUCCGGUUUGGGACUAGACGGCGUUUGCCGGGACUUUUUGCGAAACGUGUGCAAGCGCGGCAAGCGCUGCCGUUUCCGCCAUCCGGACUUCAAUGAGGUUCCUGACUUGGGUGUGCAAAAGAACGAGUUCAUCUUUUGCCACGACCAUCAGAACAAAGAAUGCGUUCGUACAAAUUGCAGAUUCGUGCACGGCUCGAAGGAAGACGAGGACUAUUAUAAGAAAACCGGAGAGCUUCCGCUUCGGCUCAGAGGGAAGGUGGCGGCCGGAUUGGGAUUGUCUCCAACCGACCUCCCGUUGAGCCGUGGAGAGGUGCCUAUUUGCAGAGAUUACUUGAAAGGAGAGUGCCAGCGGGGCAACAAGUGCAAAUUCCGGCAUGUCAGGAAGGAUUAUGAAUACGAGGCCCCGUCCCGGGGCGGAGUCGGAUGCAUGAUGGGCGUCACCGGUGGCGUUAGCGGGAUGGUUACCGCCAGCGGCGGUGGAGCAGGCGGUGUUGGCGGAGCCUGCGGCGGCAUGUCUGGCCUCGUUGGCGGUGGUGUCGGUAACUAUAUGGGAAUGGGAUGUCCCAGUAUGGGCGGUUGCAGAGACCAGGUCUUGUCAGGUGGAGGUGGAGGCUCAAUAAGCAGCUGCAUGUCGAUAGGGACAACUGGUCAUCGGCGCUACGACAGGGGCCCCUGCUCUGUCUACGACCCUUUGUUUGAGAAUGGCAUGUUUGAAGCGGGGCCGGUGGAGCCGCCUGUCGAUCAUACGGCUCUCCAGCUGAAGAGACGGCGUUUAGAAGGGCUGCGGUUGACCGAUGCGACCGGCGGUGGACAUUAUGACCUAGGGGUUCAGACCACCCUGUCGACUCGACCGUUAGAGUACAGGUUACUAGAAGAGGAAAACGCUCUACUGAGGAAGAGAGUGGAGGAGCUUAAGAAACAGGUCUCCAAUCUCAUAGCCACCAACGAGGUGCUCCUGGAACAGAACGCUCAGUUCCGAAGCCAGGCUAAAGUGAUGACGCUCUCCUCCACCCCGGCUCCGUCUGAGCAGAGUCUGGCGCCCCCUGUUGGUUCUGUCAGCUCCUAUAACCAUGGCAUCGCCCAGACACACACCACUCUGAGCAGCGCUGGUCUUCAGCCCCGUCCCGUCACGCAACAAGACCUGGUGGCCCCGGCCGGCGCGCCGACCGCCCCUCAAGCGAACGCGGCGCCUCCUACCGCACCUCCUCCGCAUCUGAACCCCGACCCCAUCUCUGCCGCCCUCGCUCAGACUAUUGCACAGGGAAUGGCUCCACCUGUUUCCAUGGCCCCCGUUGCGGUUUCGGUGGCACCUGUUGCCGUUUCAAUGGCACAACCAUUGCCGGGCAUCACGAUGAGUCAUGCGACCACACCGAUGGUGACGUAUCCCAUCGCCAGUCAGAGUAUGAGGAUCACAACCUUGCCUCAUUAGUAUGAGGAGGAGUUUUCAGCAAUAUAUAUAGGUUUCACUAUCCAGGCGAACACCCUUUUGUUUAACUUACCAAAAACACGGUAGGUUUCUCAGGUGAAGGAUCUGUUUUCACUGAGGGAACACAUUUCUGUAUAGACAAAAUACAGAUCUUCUCUGUGAAUAUAUAAAACAUAUUGCAGCUGUUCAGUUGCCUUUAAGAGAGCCGGAAAGACUCUUUUGAGAUUGUGGACAUUUAUGAACUCAUUUGGAAAGAUGUAACUAUUCAUCUAAUCCGUACAGAAGAAUUGUGAACUUACUUGUUAGCUGUCAGUUUUAGUUUGACUUGUUUUGUGAAUUGCUUUCUGGUGAACUGAUUAUUGGUCUUUUGCACAAAAUUAAUCAAUCUAAACCAAUAGGCAUCAUUAUCAGUUCUUGUAAUGAUUUAAACACACAAACACACACACACAAAAAUCAUAUGUGGGCAUAAAAGUGUUUUAUUUCUUUUGGAAACUAAACUGCAUUUUUCCGUCUGAAUAUUGGCCAUGUUUCCUUUGGUGAGUAUCUUUCUGAAAUGUUGAUGAAAAAUUAUAUUUCUUAUCAAACUAAACAUCUUGUAUGAGCUUGAUCACUCUCUCAUGUUUUGUUGACAGUAACAUUCAUUGUUUGCACUCUCAGGCCUGUUCGCUUAUGAUCAGGUCACCACAGACGGAUAUGGGUGUAACUGGAUGUGUAAAUAUUAUAGUAAAAAAAAAUCAUUUUU